AGUCAUCGUCCCUCAGUUUGUUGACAGCUCGGUUGAUACAGCGUCGUGUCGCAUAUGGAUUGCGUCAUACUGAGCGUCGCCUAGAUGACGUAGAUGCCAUAAGCGUCUUGCAAUAAACAGCAGCUAUCGGCGUCUGGACUGACCAGUGCAGCAAUGAAUUGGAACAAAGGUGGACCGGGUGUUAAAAGAGGGUUUGGCUUUGGAGGGUUUGCUCUUGGAGGAAAAAAAGAGGAACCUCAACUACCCAACAAAUCGCACACAUCGUUUGUGCCAGCCGGAUCCAGCAGCGGUUACGGGAAAGGCCAACAAUUGCCAUCAUUUUACAAAAUCGGCACCAAAAGAGCAAAUUUUGAUGAAGAAAAUUCAUAUUUUGAGGAUGACGAAGAGGAGGCUGGCAGUAACGUGGAUCUACCGUACAUCCCAGCUGCAAACUCUCCCACACGGCAGCAGAUGAAGUCUGGUGGAGACUCGGACAGCGAGGACGACCCGCUGGACGCCUUCAUGGCAGAAGUGGAAAAUCAAGCAGCCAAAGACAUGCGGAAACUUGAGGAGAUAGAGAAAAAUUGUGCCAAGGGUAUCCGAGAUGACAUUGAAGAGGAAGAUGAACAAGAAGCCUACUUUCGCUACAUGGCUGAGAAUCCCACGGCGGGCCUGAGCCAGGAGGAGGAGGAUGAGAACGUUGAAUAUGACAGUGACGGGAACCCCAUUCCCUCCACCACCAAGAAAAUCAUCAUGCCCCUCCCUCCCAUCGACCACUCCGAGAUCGAUUAUCCUCCGUUCGAGAAAAACUUCUACAAUGAGCACGAGGAGCUCAGCAGCCUGGUUGGUGCUCAGGUUCUGGAGCUGAGGAACAAGCUGAACCUGAGGGUGUCUGGCGCCGCGCCCCCGAAACCCAGCACCAGCUUUGCCCACUUCAACUUCGACGAGCAGCUGAUGCACCAGAUCCGCAAGUCUGAGUACACGCAGCCCACCCCCAUCCAGUGCCAGGGCGUCCCCAUUGCGCUCUCCGGACGAGACAUGAUCGGAAUCGCCAAAACCGGCAGCGGCAAGACGGCAGCAUUCAUCUGGCCCAUGUUGGUCCACAUCAUGGACCAGAAGGAGCUGCAGCCGGGAGAGGGGCCCAUCGCAGUCAUCGUGUGCCCCACCAGAGAGCUCUGUCAGCAGAUCCACGCUGAGUGCAAGCGUUUUGGAAAAGCCUAUUCGCUGCGUUCCGUGGCUGUCUACGGAGGUGGCAGCAUGUGGGAGCAGGCUAAAGCUCUGCAGGAGGGAGCCGAGAUCGUCGUGUGCACGCCGGGUCGGCUGAUCGACCAUGUCAAGAAGAAGGCCACGUCCCUGCAGAGAGUCACCUACCUGGUGUUCGACGAGGCCGACCGCAUGUUUGAUAUGGGAUUCGAGUACCAGGUCCGCUCCAUCGCCAGUCACGUGCGGCCCGACAGACAGACUCUUCUGUUUAGUGCCACGUUUCGUAAGAAAAUCGAGCGACUGGCCCGAGAUAUUCUGGUUGAUCCUAUUCGAGUGGUGCAGGGAGACAUCGGAGAGGCCAACGAGGACGUGACCCAGGUGGUGGAGAUGCUGCCCAGUGGCACGGAAAAAUGGACCUGGCUGACCCGGCGGCUGGUGGAGUUCACCUCGUCCGGCUCGGUGCUCAUCUUUGUCACCAAGAAGGCCAACUCUGAGGAGCUGGCCACCAACCUGACCCAGGAGGGCUACAGUCUGGGUCUGCUUCACGGAGACAUGGACCAGAGUGAGAGGAACAAGGUCAUCAGUGACUUCAAGAAGAAGAACCUGCCCGUCCUGGUGGCCACCGAUGUCGCCGCCCGAGGUCUGGACAUCCCGUCCAUCCGCACCGUGGUCAACUAUGAUGUGGCGCGAGACAUCGACACGCACACCCACAGGAUCGGCCGAACCGGUCGUGCUGGAGAAAAGGGUGUGGCUUACACUCUGCUGACCAGCAAGGACACAUCAUUCGCCGGUGACCUCGUGAGGAACCUGGAGGGAGCCAACCAAGCUGUCUCCAAAGAACUGAUGGACCUGGCCAUGCAGAAUCCCUGGUUCAGAAAGUCCAGAUUCAAAGGAGGUAAAGGAAAGAAGCUGAAUAUCGGUGGAGGAGGACUGGGGUACAAGGAGAGGCCGGGUUUGGGAUCUGACAGCACUGGAAGCGGCAGCAGCAUCUUGUCCUCAACAAGCAGCUUUGAAGGGUUCAGCAAACCAGCGUCGGGAGCGAUGGGAGACCGCAUCUCUGCCAUGAGACAGGCGUUCCAGGCCCAGUACAAGAGUCACUUUGUUGCAGCGUCCAGUGGCCCACCCAAGCUCAGCACCAAGUCCAGCAGCACCUCGGGCUGGACCAGCGCUGGCAGCCUCAGCUCCGUCCCCACAGAAUCGCACAGCAGCUCUGAACGGAGCGCCACCUUCAGCAUGCCCGGCUUCACCAGUGCCGGCUCUCUGAGCUCGGUUCCGGCCAGUGCAGCCGGCACGGCGAACACCUUCGCACCGCCCGCCCCUCCGGCCCCUCCCUCACCCAGAGACAGCGCCCGGGACCGACAUGGAGAAAGUCACCAUCGGGACAGGAGUGAGCGCCACAGUGGUGAGGGCCGCCACGGUGACCGGGACCGCCAUGGAGACAGAGAGCGUGACAGAGAUCGCCACAGUGACCGAGAUCGCCACAGCCGUCACGGAGACAGUCGCAACGGAGACGGAAGUAGGCGGGACAGAGAGGACAGGAGGAGUGAGAGGGAGGACAGGAGUGGUGAGGGGAGGGGCGACAGAAGCGACGAUAGUUUUGCUGUCCCCGAACCGCCGAAGCGUAGAAAGAGCAGGUGGGACAACUAGAAGCAAAAUACAUAUCUGAGGCAUCAUGUCUGAGCUCAUGGUGAGAAGACAGGGGGCGCUAGAGAGGCCAAACCUGAAGACACAACUGUACAUGAAGCAUCACAAGUCGGAACAUCAGAGCUGUGAAGUUUUCCGUUCGUUGUUUUCUGCUUCUAACUUUUUCUAUCAUUGCCAAGUGUUUAACGCGUUGACUCUGCAAGCGGUGCGUCGUGUUUGUGAGCUAGUCUGCGCUUUUGUUCACUUUUAUUUCUCCACUGAGGUUGCAGGAUGAAGUGUGUGUGGAAGAGAGUUCUGUCAGUGAAAGCUGUGUUUGGAUUAAAAUCUUUGACAUCAUGUUUGCUUC
This is a messenger RNA of Synchiropus splendidus (mandarinfish), 3172 nucleotides long. It is a transcript of the gene ddx42, whose product is annotated as DEAD (Asp-Glu-Ala-Asp) box helicase 42. Gene Ontology annotation, molecular function: ATP binding; nucleic acid binding; RNA helicase activity. Lineage: Eukaryota; Metazoa; Chordata; Actinopteri; Syngnathiformes; Callionymidae. The transcript is spliced from 18 exons. The coding region runs from base 154 to 2829 and encodes 891 amino acids. The record is from RefSeq and is a predicted model, not a curated record.